This is a messenger RNA of Priceomyces carsonii, 1182 nucleotides long. RefSeq names its product O-phospho-L-serine:2-oxoglutarate transaminase (gene SER1). Gene Ontology annotation, molecular function: O-phospho-L-serine:2-oxoglutarate transaminase activity; pyridoxal phosphate binding. Bases 1 to 1182 code for a protein of 393 amino acids. The transcript has a single exon. Gene Ontology annotation, cellular component: cytoplasm. Gene Ontology annotation, biological process: L-serine biosynthetic process. The record is from RefSeq and is a predicted model, not a curated record. NCBI's taxonomy places the organism in Eukaryota, Fungi, Ascomycota, Pichiomycetes, Serinales, Debaryomycetaceae.
AUGACAGAAGAAAGAAGUUUAGAUAGAAAGGAGCCUUCAUAUUUUGGAGCUGGACCGGCUUUAAUACCUGGCUCAGUUUUGAAACAAGCGGCUUACGACCUCAUCAGUUAUGAUGGAGACAACAUAGGUGUCGGAGAAAUAUCGCAUCGUUCAAAGCCUGCUAUUAAAAUAAUAGACGAUACUAAAAGAAAUUUAAAAAAUCUUCUAGAUAUCCCAGACACUCAUGAAGUAUUUUUUAUGCAAGGAGGUGGUACUACUGGCUUUUCAUCGAUUGUGUACAAUCUUAUGGCCAACUAUGCCAAGACUCAUAAUGGUAAGAAAGGUAAAGCCGCCUACGCAAUUACUGGAUCGUGGUCGAAGAAAGCAACCGAAGAAGCUCAAAGAUUGGGAUUUGAUGUUGAAAUUGCCGUUAAUACGGCGGAUAAGAAAUAUGGUGAUAUUCCACCUUACUCUGAGUGGAAACCAAUUGACAAAGAAUGUGCUUAUUUGUAUAUUUGUGACAAUGAGACUGUGAAUGGAACUGAAUUUCACGAUAUCCCUGGAUCUGAUUAUCUUCCAGAAGGUGUUGAGUUGGUCGCUGAUAUGUCAUCUAAUAUUUUGUCCAAGCAAGUCGAUGUUAGCAAAUAUGGGCUCAUUAUGGCAGGUGCUCAAAAGAACAUAGGACUUGCGGGUUUAACUAUUUACAUCAUAAAACGUACUCUUCUUGAACAAGCAUCAGACUCAGAAUUGCACAAGUAUGGUCUUCCUUUGGUUCCAAUAGCCUUCCACUAUCCCACAGUUGUGAAAAACAACUCCGCAUACAAUACAAUUCCGAUUUUCACUUGCCACAUUUUGCAAUUGGUCACUGCUAAAUUACUCAAUGAUGGAGGGAUCAAGUCAAUUGAAGAAGUGAACGACAAGAAGGCUGAUCUUUUGUAUAACGCACUUGAAAAAUAUCCUAAUUUCUACUUUUUACCAGUGGCCAAUCCUGAUAUCAGAUCAAGAAUGAAUGUUGUAUUUAGGCUACCAAAUGAGCAAUUAGAAGAGAAAUUUGUUAAAGAAGCAGCUGAAAAGAAUUUGAAAGGUUUAAAGGGUCACAGAUCUGUCGGAGGGAUGAGGGCGUCGAUUUAUAAUGCUGUCACUCUUGACAGUGUUAAACAACUUGUUGAUUUCAUAAAUUAUUUCGCUAAAUCAAACUCUUGA